AUGGGCUCGGCGGCCCGGCUGGGGGGCCCGCGGCGGGCAUGGCUGGGCUGCAGCCUCCUGGGCAUGGCGCUGCUGGCGCGGCUGGCGCUGGGAGCAGCUGUACAGUGCUUGGAUGGUGAUAAGCCCUGUGAGAAUGGUGGGACCUGUCUUGUUUACUCCAACGGGAAUGCUGCCUGCAUCUGCCAGCCUGGACUGAUUGGAGAGCACUGCCAGUUUCAGGAUCCUUGCCACCAGUCAACCUGUGCCAAUGGGGGCACAUGUGAGAGCACCCUGCGUGAUGGCACUGUGCAUUACCAGUGCACCUGUCCCAAGGGCUUCCGAGGUCAGGACUGCUCUCUGAUCGACGCCUGUGCCAGCAAGCCCUGCCUCAACGGUGGCCGCUGUACCAACUGGAACGGCCGUUACAACUGUACGUGCCCACCUGGCUACCAGGGCCGGAACUGCCGGAGCGAUGUGGAUGAAUGCCGGGUGUCUGGCCUGUGCCAGCACGGGGGCACUUGUCUCAACACACCUGGCUCUUUCCGCUGCCAGUGCCAGGCCGGCUACACAGGGCAGCUCUGCGAGAGCGUCUCAACCCCCUGCGCCCCUUCUCAGUGCCUUAAUGGGGGCACCUGCCGUCAGACGGGAGAACUCAGCUACGAGUGCGCAUGCUUGCCCGGAUUUGAGGGCCACAACUGUGAGGUCAACAUUGACGACUGUCCAGACCACAUGUGCAUGAAUGGGGGGACAUGUGUGGAUGGCGUCAACACCUACAACUGCCAGUGUCCCCCAGAAUGGACAGGCCAAUUUUGCACUGAAGACGUGGACGAAUGCCAACUGCAGCCCAACGCGUGCCACAACGGAGGCACUUGCUUCAAUACAGAUGGAGGCCACUCGUGCGUCUGCGUCAAUGGCUGGACAGGAGAGAGCUGCAGCGAGAACAUUGAUGACUGUCAGACAGCGGUCUGCUUCCAUGGUGCCACCUGCCAUGACCGUGUGGCUUCCUUCUACUGUGCCUGCCCUAUGGGCAAGACAGGCCUCCUCUGUCACUUGGAUGAUGCCUGUGUCAGUAACCCUUGCCAUGAAGAUGCCAUCUGUGACACUAACCCAAUGAAUGGCCGGGCCAUUUGCACCUGCCCACCAGGCUUCUCGGGAGGAGCCUGUGACCAGGACGUAGACGAGUGCUCCAUUGGAGCCAAUCCAUGCGAGCACUUUGGGAAGUGUGUGAACACACAAGGGUCCUUCCUGUGCCAGUGCGGGCGUGGCUACGCAGGCCCACGGUGUGAAACGGAUAUCAACGAGUGCCUCUCCAUGCCGUGCCAGAAUGAUGCUACCUGCCUUGACCGCAUUGGCGAGUUUACUUGCAUCUGCAUGUCAGGUUUCAGCGGCACCUACUGUGAAAUCAACAUCAACGAGUGUGAGAGUAACCCCUGUGUCAAUGGGGGUGUCUGCAAGGAUAUUGUCAAUGGAUUCAGCUGCACCUGCCCCUCAGGCUUCUCCGGUUCGAUGUGCCAAAUUGACAUAGAUGAGUGUGCCAGUACACCCUGUCAGAAUGGUGCCAAGUGCGUGGAUCGGCCCAAUGCCUAUGAGUGCCGUUGUACAGAAGGUUUUGAGGGGCCUCUGUGUGAGAGGAACAUUGACGACUGCUCACCGGAUCCCUGUCACCAUGGCAAGUGCGUGGAUGGCAUUGCCAGCUUCGCCUGCACAUGCGCAGCUGGCUACACCGGUUACCGUUGUGAGAACCAGAUCAAUGAGUGCCACAGCAAUCCCUGCCAGCACGGUGGCAAGUGCAUUGACUUGGUCAAUAAAUACUUGUGCCACUGCCAGCCAGGCACCUCAGGUGUGAACUGCGAGAUGAACUUUGAUGACUGUGCCAGCAACCCUUGUGAUUAUGGCAUCUGCCGUGACGGCAUCAACCGUUACGAUUGCAUCUGCAAACCAGGCUUCACAGGUCCCUUGUGCAAUGUGGAGAUCAACGAAUGUGCAUCCAAUCCCUGCAAGAAUGGCGGUACCUGUGUGGAUGGUGAAGACGGCUUCUCUUGUGUCUGCCCUGAGGGCUUCCAUGAUCCACACUGCUAUUCAGAAGUGGACGAGUGCAGCAGCAGCCCCUGUACGCACGGCACGUGCCACGAUGACAUCAAUGGGUACAGAUGUGAGUGUGAGCCAGGCUGGGCAGGCACCAACUGUGACGUGAACCGCAAUGAGUGUGAAUCGAAUCCAUGCCAGCAUGGGGGCACUUGCACUGAUCAUGUCAAUGGCUACCGCUGCAAAUGCAAGGAGGGUUUCCAGGGGACCUACUGUCAAACGAACAUAAACGACUGUGCCUCCAACCCCUGUCUCAACAUGGGCACCUGCAUUGAUGGUAUCGCCAGCUAUGCCUGUCUCUGUGAUUUACCUUACACUGGCCGGAACUGUGAGAACGUGCUGGCCCCCUGUUUCCCCAAUCCAUGCGAGAACAAUGGUUUCUGUGACCACACGCCGGACUACGAGGGCUUUACCUGCAGUUGUGCACCAGGCUGGCAAGGGCAGCGAUGCCACAAAGAUAUUAACGAGUGCGACCAGAACCCAUGUCGAAACCGGGGCACUUGCACCAACACUCGUGGCAGUUACAGAUGUGCGUGCCGACCUGGCUACACUGGCACCAAGUGCGAGAUAGAUAUUGACGACUGCACGCCUAAUCCUUGCUUAAACGGUGGCUCCUGCCAGGAUGGCAUCAGCUCCUUCAAGUGCACCUGCCUGCCCGGCUUUACAGGCCCACACUGUGCCACCGAGAUCAAUGAGUGCCUGAGCAACCCCUGCCACAACGAGGGCACCUGCACAGAUUAUGUCAACAGCUACAUUUGUGCUUGUGCGCCAGGCUGGGCCGGCUUACACUGUGAGCACAAUGUGCAGGACUGCACUGAGAGCUCCUGUUUCAAUGGCGGCACGUGCAAGGAUGGAGUGAAUUCAUACACGUGCUACUGCCGCCCGGGCUUUAUGGGCUCCCACUGCCAGCAUGAGAUCAACGAAUGCCAGUCUCAGCCUUGCCUCAAUGGUGGCGUGUGCCAGGAUGGGGUGCAGUCCUACCGCUGUGUCUGCCCUCAGGGCUACACAGGCCCUCAAUGCCAGACCCUGCUGGAUUUGUGCAGUCGCUCCCCCUGUCAGAAUGGAGGCCGCUGUAUACAGAGAGGCGCCACGUUGUCUUGCAACUGCCCGGGAGGCUGGACUGGUCGUUACUGUGACAUCCCCAACGUUUCGUGUGACGUGGUGGCCAGAAACAGAGGUGUGACCAAGGAGCAGGUGUGUCAUUAUGGUGGCCGUUGCGUGGAUGCUGGUAACACUCAUUACUGCAUCUGUAAGAAGAGCUACACAGGAAGCUAUUGUGAAAGUGAAGUUAACCACUGCCAGCACAGUCUGUGUCGGAAUGGGGGCAGCUGCCGCAGCUUUGUCGGAGGCUACAUCUGUGAGUGCCCAAUAGGAUUUGAAGGCAAAAACUGUGAAUAUGAUAUUGAUGAGUGCCAGUCACAUCCCUGCCAAAAUGGAGGGACUUGCAUCGACCUCAUUGGCCGCUACAUUUGUUCUUGCCCGCCGGGGACUCUGGGCGUCCUGUGUGAAAUAAACGAGGACGAUUGUGCUGUGAACCCUGGCAGCCGGGUCCCGAAAUGCCUCAACAAUGGGACGUGCGUGGACAGAGUGGGUGGCUACGGAUGCAGCUGCCCGCCAGGCUUUACAGGCGAGCGCUGUGAGGGGGACAUAAACGAGUGCCAGUCGAACCACUGCCACCCAAACAACACCCUCGACUGCGUCCAGGAAGCCAGUGAUUACCAGUGCAUUUGCAAGCCGGGUUACACGGGCCGCCACUGCAAGAACAUUGUGAAUGUGUGUGAGUCUCAGCCUUGCCAGAAUGGUGGGCAGUGUAAACUGGCAAUUAAUCUGCCUCUAGGAUAUACCUGCCACUGCCCCCCGAACUAUUCGGGUAUCAACUGUGAGCGCAGUUUGCCCUGCUGCCGGGAACUCUUCUGCUUUAAUGGUGGCAGCUGCCGGACCACACAGCUGGGUGCUCGCUGCUUCUGCCUGCCUGGGUGGGCUGGCCCCGACUGUCGCCUCCGUGUCAACAGUAGCUGUGCGAGCUUCCCCUGCCACAAUGGAGCUGCCUGCCACGAGAUUUCUAGGCCCCCUUACUUCCAGUGCCUUUGCAUCAAUGACUUCACUGGCCCCCGCUGCCAGAAUCUGCCUGCGCCCCCGGAACCUCACUGCCCCUGGGAGGAUUGCGCUGAAAGGGCUGGGGAUUCCUUCUGCGACAAAAUGUGCAACACCCCAGCUUGUCACUGGGAUGGGGGCGACUGUUCUUUGUUGGUUGAUGACCCCUGGAAGCAGUGCAAGAUCAGUCAGUGUUGGCAGUUCUUCAACAACAGCCAGUGUGAUGAGCUCUGCAACAGUGUCGAGUGCCUCUACGACAACUUUGACUGCAAGCCCCAUUACGGCGGCUGCAAUCCUGUUUAUGAGAAAUAUUGCUCGGACCACUUUGCUGAUGGGCGUUGUGACCAGGGCUGUAACAACGAAGAAUGUGGCUGGGAUGGGUUGGACUGUGCCAAGGAAGUGCCCGAGAACUUGGCUAAUGGCGUGCUGGUCAUCACUGUGCUGCUACACCCUGACCAGCUGCUGCGCACAAGUACCCUCUUCCUGCAGAAGCUCAGCGCUAUCUUGAGAACCUCCUUGCGCUUCCGCCUGGAUGACAACGGCAACUACAUGAUCAAGCCGUAUUAUGGGUCAGCUGCCCGACAUCGCCGGGAACUGGAGCAAGAGAUUAUUGGGUCUGUGGUUACUUUGGAGAUCGAUAAUCGCCUCUGCUACCAGGCGUCAGACAAGUGCUUCCCUGAUGCAGUCACGGCUGCUGACUACCUUGCCGCCCUGUCGGCCGUCGAGCGCCUAGAGUUCCCAUACCCCCUCAAGUCUGUGAAAGGGGAAAAGAUGCCGCCUGGGGAUGAUCCUUACAAGCUAGUGCCACUGCUGGUGGUAGCAGCUGUGAUCCUCCUGGUGAUCCUGGUGCUGGGCGUGUUGGUGGCCCGGCGCAAAAGAGAGCACAGCACCCUUUGGUUUCCGGAGGGUUUCGGCCUGAAGAAAGAGAGCAGCAACAAGAACCGGCGUGAGCCUGUGGGCCAGGAUGCUUUGGGCAUGAAGAAUAUUAGCAAAGAGGAGAACCUGAUAGGGGAUAACUCAGAAGACUGGCUAGAAGCAGAGUGCCCAGAGGCCAAGCGACUGAAGGUGGAAGAGCCAGCCAUAGACUGUGAAGACCCAGUGGACUGCCGUCAAUGGACGCAGCAUCACUUGGUGGCAGCAGACAUCCGCAUGCCACCCUCUAUGGCCCUGACACCGCCCCAGGGCGAGUUCGAUACAGAUUGCAUGGAUGUCAAUGUCCGUGGGCCAGAUGGUUUUACCCCUCUUAUGUUGGCCUCCUUUUGUGGCGGUGGCAUGGAGAGUGAUCUGGCCGAAGAAGAAGAAGCCGACGACUCCUCCGCCAAUAUAAUCUCCGACCUAAUCUGCCAGGGGGCUAACCUGAGCGCCCAGACCGACCGCACGGGCGAGACCGCGCUGCACUUGGCCGCCAGAUAUGCACGAGCGGAUGCUGCCAAGCGUUUGCUUGAUGCCGGCGCUGAUACCAACGCGCAGGACAACACGGGGCGUACGCCGCUGCAUGCCGCUGUAACUGCUGAUGCCCAGGGAGUCUUCCAGAUCUUGAUCCGGAAUCGGUCUACAGACUUGGAUGCCCGAAUGGGGGAUGGUUCGACGGCGCUGAUCCUGGCAGCCAGGCUGGCUGUAGAGGGUAUGGUGGAGGAACUGAUUGCCUGCCACGCCGAUGUCAAUGCUGUGGAUGAGUUGGGUAAAUCAGCCCUGCACUGGGCAGCAGCCGUCAACAAUGUAGAGGCCACCAUUGCACUGUUGAAGAACGGGGCCAACAAGGAUAUGCAGGACAGCAAAGAGGAAACACCACUGUUCCUGGCAGCCCGGGAAGGCAGCUAUGAGGCAGCCAAAAUCCUGCUGGAUCACUUUGCCAACCGCGAGAUCACCGACCACAUGGAUCGGCUGCCACGCGAUGUCGCUCAAGAGCGCCUGCACCACGACAUUGUCCGGCUCCUGGAUGACUACAACACUGUGCGCAGCCCGCAGGGGGGGCUGCCUUCAGGCCACACCCUCUCCCCUCUCAUGUGCCCUCCCAAUAGCUACUUACCCAGUCUCAAGCCCACUCCCCAGGGCAAGAAGAGCCGACGGCCUAGUGCCAAGAACGUGACAGCGGGCAGCAGUGCCAGCCUGGCACGAGAGAGCAAAGAGGCCAAGGCACGUGGCAAGAAGCUCAACCUGGAGUGCCAAGGUACUCUCCUGGAGAGCUCUGUCACUCUGUCCCCUGUUGACUCACUGGACUCCCCAUAUGUGCCCAAUCCUGCCUCGCCCGGGGUCUUCCACACGGCCAGUGCCUCAUUGUCAGUGCCCUCCACUCCCAUGGUCCAUGGCAUGAUGGAGGCACCCUUUGCCGUCAGCUUGGCACGCCUCAGCGAUCUGGGAGAUGGCACUCUUCUCUCCAUGAACCGCCUCUCGGUGCCACCUGGCCGCAUGGGGCUCAGCCUGGGGAUGGUCAGCCCCGUGGCGAUGCCCUUUGACUGGCACGCCCGCGUGCCCACUUCCCAGUGCCAGCCGAUCAUUGGAGUAGUACACCCUGCGGCCUCCCACCCUAACCUGCACCAGCCAGGCCAGGCCUUCCCGCCGGGCCUCCUCCUCUCCAAUCACAUGGCUAUGGGGCACAGCUCCCAGGGGUUGCCCAACCCCCCUCCUUCCUCCGCCAAGGAGCCAACCCAACCCAUGCCCCCACCGGCAACCACCAUGCGUACCAACCAACCCGUCUCACCCCCGGAGGGCCAGGGGGCCCCCCGUCCAGGGCCCCCACAGUACUUAAAGGCAGCAGGGGUGGAGGACUACCCGACCCCGCCUUCUCAACAUAGUUACACGCAGGGGCAGGAUGCCACACCCAAGCACUUCCUCCGCCCGACCAGCGAGCACCCCUACCUGACUCCCUCACCGGAGUCCCCCGAGCAGUGGAGCAGCCCCUCCCCUCACUCCUUGUCUGAUUGGUCGGAGUCCACACCCAGCCCUUCAGUUCUGGGGCCCAGCCACACCCAGCUUCCUGCGGCUGAGCCCUCCACUAAGAUGCAGGUGUUUGCAUGAGAUGCUGGACAGUGGAGCAGAUCCCAGGGGCCCGCGCCCCUCUGUGGCCCCCAUUGGGGCCUGUGCCUGCCUCAGGGGAUCUGUUGUUCCCCAAAUUGUGUUUUUUAUAAGAAAAAAACUUAAGUGUAAAAAGAUUUUUUUUAAAAAAAACAUUUUUUUUGCCUGCUCUGGGAGGGGAAAGGCCUGGCCUCCCCCUUCCCUCACUGCCACAGAGUCCAGGCUGGCUCUCUGCCCCGUCCCUAGUACCAUGGCAACUAGGUUUCCGGGGAGUUCUUUUUUAAAAAUAA
Molecule: messenger RNA, 7463 nt
Organism: Euleptes europaea (tarantolino)
Lineage: Eukaryota; Metazoa; Chordata; Lepidosauria; Squamata; Sphaerodactylidae
Gene: NOTCH3
Product: notch receptor 3
Exons: 34
Coding region: 1-7176 (2391 amino acids)
Biological process (GO): multicellular organism development; regulation of DNA-templated transcription; regulation of developmental process
Cellular component (GO): membrane
Molecular function (GO): calcium ion binding; Notch binding; signaling receptor activity
Source: RefSeq, a predicted model, not a curated record